AUGAAGCAGCCACCCUCCAGCUCCACAGCCCCUCUUACUGGCACGCACACCUCCUAUGCGGAGGCUGCCAAGAGGGUCAGAGUGGCGGUGUUACCUGCGGAGUUCCCACAGGUGCACUUGAGCCACGAUGAACUUUCCGAGUUGGAGGAGGCCAUCAUGGACGACAUAAUCACGUCGGCAUGGGACACGGCAGUUGCAUUUAGGGGCAUCCACUUCAGGGGCGUGCCCCUAGAAACCAAGGUGGGAGAAGAUAUCCCCGCGGCAUAUAACGUCACGGUCUUCUGCCCCAGAAGCGCGGAAAGAAAGAAUGAGGAACUCCUCAUGUUGCUCGGGCGCCAGAACAGGCUGGAGACGGACGCCUGGAGAGUGGUCUCCCGGAGGAACGAUGGAGGCGGAGCACUCCUUGUCAUCGGGAUCGACCAGCUCACCCGAGACGAGAUCGUAGCUAGAGGGCAUCAGCUCAACUUUAGGUUCGGUACCGUCUCGGUGAGUGGGCUGAGAAAGGCAGCAAAGGUGGCCGCAACGGAAGAAGCGCCCUCUGGUCCCCCAGAUGGCAAAGUGGAGGUCGAGGAAUCCCUCGACGAGCCACAGGAGCCUAUGGGCACAGAGGAGGACCCUAGCGCCGUUACAGUUGAGAGGAAUGAGGAUAAGGAGCAUCCUACGCCCUCCGACAGUAACGACGAUAUGGAGGCCGACGUCACUCUGACGGAUGGUAGUGAAGGGGAACACCCGCCCCCUUCACCAAAGAUGGAGCAUCCGCUCCAAUGA
Molecule: messenger RNA, 768 nt
Organism: Drosophila ficusphila
Lineage: Eukaryota; Metazoa; Arthropoda; Insecta; Diptera; Drosophilidae
Exons: 2
Coding region: 1-768 (255 amino acids)
Source: RefSeq, a predicted model, not a curated record